Messenger RNA from Chironomus riparius, 1547 nucleotides. Lineage: Eukaryota; Metazoa; Arthropoda; Insecta; Diptera; Chironomidae. The record is from the annotation of a GenBank genome assembly.
CUCAGUUUACCGCGAACCAUCGGACAGCUUAAACGCGUCAAGUUUAAGAAGCCGUUAAAUAAUUCAUCGGUCUAUAAAAAAAUUAUUAUUUUAUCAAAUGGACAUUAAUUUGUGUGAUUAUGCUUAAAUAGUGAGAGUGAAUAUUCGCAACAUUUAUAUUUGAGGAAAAAAAGAGAAGUGCUAAGAAUAUAGACAAACAGAAAGGUGCUAAAGUAAUUGUGAUAAUUAAAUUUACACGUACCUAACAUCCACUAAGUAUGUCAUUAAGUCGCAUUCAUUCGCUGAGGAAAUUUCUCGUAAAUUCCACUCAAAUCAAAAGUCUUCGAUCUAUCUCGUCCACAAAAGAGUCCCGUGAUAAAUUGGCAACAAAGACAGACUCGAAAAAUGAGUGGAAUCGUGCAUUAAGUGAAGCUGAAAAAAUUGUUGGAUAUCAAACUUCAUUUUUAAGCUUGAGAUAUUUACUGAGUGACGAAAUUACAAAUCUAGCGCUACAUUUAAGAAAACUUGUUGGAAGUCCACAUCCACUCGUAAAUACUGCAAAAUCUUUAAUUUAUGGAGAAAACAAUCUUCAAACAUGGGGCUUAAUUGUACUCUUGGUGUCAAAAGCCGUGGGACAAUCACCAGAAGUACGAGAUAUGGAACAAGACAAAAGUGCUGGAGUUCUCAUUUCACAGAGGACAUUGGCAGAAGUUGUUGAGAUGGUACGAACAGCAAAUCUAAUCCAUAAUGGUGUAUUCAACCUCCAACAUCUUCAAAAUGCUGGAAAUAAUCUUUCAUCUGAUUCAGACAUGAUUUUUGGCAACAAAAUUGCACUUCUGGGUGGUGAUUAUCUUUUGGGAAGUGCUUGUGCGCAGAUCGGACGACUUAAAAAUCAAGAACUGAACGAGCUGAUGUGUACAGCAUUUAGAGACAUGGCAGAUUCACACUUUAUUGGAUGUAGAGACACUCAAAAUAAUCCAAUUCCAUCAGAUCCGCAAAAGAAAAAAGAAGAAAUCAAUUUACACAGUAAUCAUGAUGACAUUCCCGUUGAUCUCAUUGACAAUAAGAAGCCAUUCAGUUUGAAGGAUGUUAUGGGUAGUCCAGAAGAUGAGUGGACAUUAAGGCAUACUUUAGCAGAAGGAACACUUCUUGGCAAGAGUUGUCAAAGCGCACUGCUGUUAGCUAAAAAGCCAGAAGAUAUGCAAAAGACUGCAUAUUUCUUUGGGAAACAUUUGUCUCUCGCAUGGCAAGCUUGCAUGGAUCUUGAACCAUUCCGAUUGAAUGAAUUGACAUCAGAUGCUAAAUUUAGUUUAAUAUCAGCACCAGUUCUUUUCCAUCUUGAGCAUGAUCCUUCAAUUUAUGAGGAAAUCAAGAGAGGUACAGAAUCUGUCAAUGACAUCGACUUCCAAAAACUGCAUUUGGAAAUUCAGAAUGGACCUGGCAUUGAAAAGACAAGAGAAUUGCAAAGUAAACAUUCUCUCCUUGCUAUGACGGAAUUAUAUAAAUUUGCACCUUCAGAUGCUCGAACAGCGCUCGAAAACAUUAUUAUGGCGAUGCAAGAUAACUAA